AAUGGUAAGCAUACCCAGCUGGCAAAGGGUUCGAGGGCAACAGCAAUUUGCAAAAGAGGAACAUUUGGCUCCAGUUAAAACUGCAGAUGAAUUUAGACAGGAAGAAAUAAUCAGAGAGGCCGAAGCGAAUGGAUACUUUCUUAUUCCAGCAAAAGAAUUUAUAUCAUCUCAAUUCUUCCCAGAAGAAGAACAGUUUGAACCAGUUGAUAAAGAAGUUCUUGAAAAGCAACCAUGGAAAAGAUUUGAAAUAUUUAGACAGAAGAGAAAUAAUGAAUUAUCAAACAUUCGUUUGGUAAAGUUGAUUGGUGUUAGGUUAAGAGGUGUAGGAGAUUUAGGUAUACUUACUAAUUUACGUAUAUGUUCUUUGGCAAAUAACUACAUUGAGGAUAUAAAAGGCUUACAAAGUUGUACAAAAUUAAUUAAAUUAGACGUUAGCUCUAAUUUAAUUAAAAAUAUUCCUGGAUUUCAUUUCUGGGAAAAUUUCACAGAUCUAAGAAUAUUACAUCUGCACGACAAUCCGAUAGGCUCGAUAGAACAUAUAAAAUCAUUGGGGGCUCUGGAUUCUAUUACUAUCCUAACACUCUAUGAUACUCCAUUGAGUUUAAAACGUAAUUAUCGACAUCAUGUUGUAAAUAGUUUAUGGUCUUUGAAAGCGCUAGAUCAUCACGUAAUUAGCGACGAAGAAAUUAUAGAAGAUGCCAAAUUCGGUGGUCGAUUCGCCAUGUUUUCUAAUAACUUUAGGAUAAAUCUAUAUGAGAAUGCAAGUCAGAACGCCAGCUAUGAAGAUGAAAUGAAGAUAUUUUGUGAGAUUAUUAAUAAAACUAAUAAGUGCUUGGCUCACUAUUCACCAGUCCUUCUCUUGCAACGAAUUUUUAGAGGGUACUUGACGAGAAAGCACCUGCAUAUGAAACCUAACAGGUUAUUUAAAAAUGUAAAAGUAAUGGGAUCUCAGAUGGACACUACAAGAAUGGAUUAUGAUAUGUAUUUAGCAAAUAGACGGCCAGGAUCUGGUACUGUUGAAACAUCUCGCCAGCAAUCUGGAAAGCGUUUACGCUCUGCCAAUUCGAUCGUUACAGAUCGGGCAGAGUCUCGAAAUAGAUCUGUCGGUAGUGCUGUAUCGGUCAAGAGUUCCAUAGCUUUCAAGGGUAUAUGCGUAUCAAAAUCUCAAUUGGAAGAUGGUGGUCUAUUGUUAAAAUUCUCCAAGAAAAAUGACGAAGUAGAUGCAUAUUUGGGAGAAGAGACAACCGUUAAAUUACCUUCCAGGGGAAGGUCAAAACGUUCCGUGAAACCUCCUCCACCCACUGCUGAGGAGAAGAAAAGAGUUCAAAGGCCCAGUGUUAGGCACUUCUUUGGUCCGGUUGUCAACCCGCCAAAUUCACCGGAAGCCGAAGACGAGGACGAUGCCCCGGAGAACACCAAUUUUCGAUUAAGGGGUUUUAAACCUGUCAGAAAUAAACUUAACCCAACAGCCCAAUUAUUGAUUGAUAAAAGAAAUGCGGGUUUAGACGUUCGCCACGGCAUGAGUGAAGCUCAUGAGGCUAUAGAUAAGAAGUUAUUUAUUAAACCUGUUUCCAAGAAAAAGCAGAAAAGUGGGGAGAGUUCUCAAAUGGUAAAGAAGCUGUUUGAAGAUUCAAGUUUUUCUUGCCUUAGAGCCGUUCACACGGCCUAUUCCGAUCGACAGAAAGCCGAGAAGCUAGCUCAUCAACUUGAGGUCGUUAUGAGUAUGAAAGAAGAGAGGGAAGCUGCUAGACGAAGGGUAAAGGCAGCUCAAGAGCAAAAAAGGACGAAUGCCCUUAUAUGGCGUGAGAGAGAGCUAAAAAGCCUACAAGAAUCAUUGCAAAAGAGGCAGGAACUUCAUAGAACUGCCUUAAUGCGUGCAACAGCCCAUCGUUCUAAGUCAACUGCAAUCUCUAGAUUUAGACAGCGAGAAAGGACGUUUGUGAGUGAUUUUGCCGUCCAGAAUACAUCUGUGUCAAACGCUUUAAUGAAGCAUGAUCGCUCAACUGUUAAGGAAGAUCAACUUCACAGCAAAUCUGAAAUGGUAUCAGCAUACAGGCAGCAGACUGCUGAGCAGGCUGCCAUUGUACAAAGAUACUUGGAACACAGGCAAUUAUUAUUACAGAAUGACCGAGCACUUUCCAGGGCUAAUAUCGAUGCCAAAAUGCUACAAGAGGCCAACAGCCGUCUAGGUGAAGCGAGAGAUCGAGUGCAAAAGUUGAAAAACAGACAGAAUACAAUAUCCGAUGUACUUCCACCUGUUACAGCUCCUUUCCCAACUGAGGAUGAAAGAAGCGAUAUUUCGAGAAAAAAAUUCUCAUCUCAAAUAAAAAGUAAUCGCAGUAAUACAGUUCUUCCUGUUUCGUGAAACUUCCAAAUUAUUGCAAUUAAACUACAGCAUUAGAUCAACUGCAAAAUUAUUAAAAUAGUUCUAUAAAAUACAAAGCUAGUUUAUUUAUUGAUAAUUUAUGUUGUAGCUUUUAGCAUUAACGAAACACUUACAAGAUUUCUUCAAGUCCUUUACG
This is a messenger RNA of Dimorphilus gyrociliatus, 2522 nucleotides long. Lineage: Eukaryota; Metazoa; Annelida; Polychaeta; Dinophilidae. The record is from the annotation of a GenBank genome assembly.